AUGUCGCCGGACGGCAAGCUCAAAACAGGAGACAGCCUCUUGAGCGAGUUCCUCUCGGACGUGCAGACGAUUCGGUACUCAGAAUUGGCGUCGAGCACUAUCAUUAUUUUCGACCACCUAUUGACGCUUGAUCAGGAGUAUAACUUGAUUUGGACCGCACCAUGGUCCAUUGGAAAAUGUCUGUUCUUGUUUAACCGGUACUAUACGCUCCUUACAGUCAUCUUCAACAAUUUCGGUGGGAAUAUGCCUGUCCGCCAUGGAGACCCGUCGCUGAUGGUCGCGAUGGUCCUUUCCUGCCUCAACUGGUACAGAUGGCAAGGUUGGACGGGCGUUACCUCGUUCAUCAUCGCCGAGCUCAUUCUACUCCUUCGGCUCUAUGCCCUUUACUUCCUCAACAAGCGCGCGCUCGUCUUCAUGGCCUGCACGUCGCUCGUCGCUUUUGCAGCUAGCGCGGGUAUAAUGGGAAGCCUUCUCGCAAAAAUAACUGCGACGGCACAUCCCUUCCCAACGCACCCCACACCGUAUUGUGCGGCGUCGGGCCUUUCUGCAUCUGCAUAUGCGUUCUGGAUUCCCAUGCUCAUCUCCGAGUGCGUUCUCUGCGCGCUCGCGGUAAGCCGUUUCGUUCACAUGCACCACACGCGCGCCGGCGCAACGCUCUUCCAGAAUGGGCGCAGGCUUGUGGUGGCCCUCAUAAGGGACAGCGUCUGGUAUUUCGUCGUGAUGUUUGCCACGUACCUCGCGAACACAAUCGUCUUCGUCGUUGGCACUGCGACAGAGAUCGAGAUCCCCAUAGGCUUCUCGGUCGCGUUCGCUUGCGUGCUGGCGAACCGGCUGUGCUUAAAUGCGCGCGGGAUGGUACGCCGCGAGCGCUCUGGCUCAUCAUCUGAUUCAACAUCAGAGUCUUACAUGACGCCCGAGUACGUCUCCUCACCUCGUGCGAUUCUACAACGUCCCUACGACUCCGUCGAGGACUGGGAGGAGGGCGCGUACGAGAAUGAGGAAGGGGAUCUUGACUAUGGGUAUGGCGGGAGUGGGUACGACGGGCAGUCCUCUAGACGACACAUCAUGAGCGAUACAACGCCGACUCGCUCGCCAGUCACGGCGGAGGUCGAGGGCGGCGAAAGGCUGGACGCGAUACAGAUGCGGGAGCUGCGGCGAAUGCGGAGCACGCGCGAGCGGGGAUAUGGCCUGGGAGCCCGGUGGGCGGAGGGCCUACGGGCAGGUCGGGGGAAGCGAGAGGGCAUCGGCGAAGAAAGUCAUGCGGAACGGGAAGGCGUCGGAUUGGCCACUAUAUGA
Molecule: messenger RNA, 1296 nt
Organism: Fomitopsis serialis
Lineage: Eukaryota; Fungi; Basidiomycota; Agaricomycetes; Polyporales; Fomitopsidaceae
Exons: 11
Coding region: 1-1296 (431 amino acids)
Source: RefSeq, a predicted model, not a curated record